AUGUAUAGAAUGUCUUUUACCUUGUCUGCACAUCAUUUUGCACCGAGACGUAGCAGUACGCUGCCUAUUCCCUACCAUUACAAGGUCAUUGUGACUAAAAACACCUUCCUACCCACCAAGUCUUUUGAUUAUCAUGAACGGCAGAAACGUGGGUAUUUCGGUAAAAUGGGAUGCCAGUUCUCACGCAGCUUCAUAAGUGAAAGAAAGAGCCUGGAAGUAGCCCUUUUGCGGCAGCCAACUAGUGUACAACCCGUGAUCAAAACAUUGGUUACCAGAGACAUGAAGGGUCAAAUCUCUUCCAAUGAUGGAGAUGAGUACCCAUUGUUAAGACUGGGGUACUGUUGGUGGAGGUCAGCAGCAAAGUUUGAUGAAUGCGUUAGGCUUCAGCUUGACCUCCCAAACAUUGCAAGCCUUACGCCAAGACUCAGAGUUCUUAGAGAGUUAGAGAGACUAGCUUUGAUUGCUCAUGAAGGACUCAGUGAGCUUAGAUACAAGCUACAAAUGUAUCGUUCAGGUGAUUUCUGGGUGCCCACAGGAGGUAUCAAGAAGGAAGAAAUGGACAUUCCACCAGUAAUCACCAUUCUCCUGGUGGGGUUCUCUGGUUCUGGCAAGAGCUCACUUGUGAACCUUAUGUACAGUGUUCUUGGUCGGUCUGGACUCAUACCUUUUGCUCAAACUUCGUCUGGCAGUGCUUCCAGAUACACCACCAUGUACAUGGAAGAGCACAAUGUAAUGAGAUCGAUGCAAGGUGGGUUUUGUGUGUACGAUUCUAGAGGGCUUAAUUAUGGUAAAACUGGUGAUGCGCUCGAGGAGUUGUCAAGUUUGAUGAGUGAUGGUGUUCACCACAACCAGCUGUGCCUCAGACCAGGUGAUGACUUAUUGCUGGAAGAUGAUGAAGAAACUGUUGGUUUGAGGUCAUCUUCAAAGUUUGUGCAAAGGAAAGUGAAUUUUGCAAUGGUGGUGGUUAACAUAGCAGAGGUCCAUAAAGCUUUAAAAGCUAGCGACUCCAAGCCAUUAGAGGCCACCACAGAGCUCUUCCACUCCCCUGCUUUGAGAAAUUGCAAUGAGAAUCCUAUCUUGAUUCUGACACAUGGGGACUUGUUAACAACUGAGGAGAGGAUCGACAUCAGGCUCAGAUUAUGCGAGCGUCUAGGAAUAUCAGAGACUAACGGAGUGUAUGACAUUGUUUGCCUCACAGAGUAUGGAUUUCUGGCCGAAGAAUCUGAUCCGGUUACAGCCUAUGCCUUGGCUGAAGCUGUAUAUCGGGCAUUGCUCAUCUCAGAUAGAGGGCAUUUUCCAAAGAAAAACCUCCAGGACCGGGCAGUGUUCAUAUUGUCAUGGUUAAUGUGCUUCUUGGGUGCUCUCUUCGGUUUCCUUGCUGAACUUUGCUCUAAACUUGGACAGAGGAUGUUCCUUACCUUUUGUCUGGCUGAGGACAAAAAUGUUUUAAGGCAUGGUUGUCUGUCUGUGUCUGGUCCAAGAAUCUGUGGGCUGGGUUUUCGAUUAGAUCUUGUGGUCUACGAUUUGAACUUCAAACAUCUUAAUUUUGGCAUUUGGGGUCUGACAGAAAAUUUGUGUGGUCAAUGCAGAAGGAUACCAUUCUUUUUGCACAGAGGAUCAGAGUCAGAGGACAUGGAUAACACUCAUCUAAGCAAGUGUAACGAGAUCAAAAGAAGAUGCAUGGAUUGCCAAACUACAAGAACCCCAUGUUGGCGAGGCGGUCCGGCUGGUCCCAGGACACUGUGCAAUGCAUGUGGGAUCAGACAGAGGAAGAAGAGGAGGGCUCUUCUUGGUUCGGACAAAGGAGCAAAGAGGAGUAGAAAGAAGAUAGCUAAAAGUAGCAGUAACAGUAAGCUAGGAGUUUCAUUGAAGAUAGAUUUGAUGGGUUUUAGAAGAGAUGGGAUAUUUCAGGAAGAUUGGAAGAGAAAAUUGGGAGAGGAAGAACAGGCUGCCAUACUCUUGAUGGCCUUAUCUUGUGGCUCGGUCUGUGCUUAG
Dovyalis caffra is the source of this 1995-nucleotide messenger RNA. The record is from the annotation of a GenBank genome assembly. Lineage: Eukaryota; Viridiplantae; Streptophyta; Magnoliopsida; Malpighiales; Salicaceae.